Messenger RNA from Monoraphidium neglectum, 1278 nucleotides. RefSeq lists its product as hypothetical. The record is from RefSeq and is a predicted model, not a curated record. Gene Ontology annotation, molecular function: DNA-binding transcription factor activity. Bases 1 to 1278 code for a protein of 425 amino acids. The transcript has 4 exons. Lineage: Eukaryota; Viridiplantae; Chlorophyta; Chlorophyceae; Sphaeropleales; Selenastraceae. Gene Ontology annotation, biological process: regulation of DNA-templated transcription.
AUGGAGCGCUCGUUCAGCGUGGACGACCUGGUGGGCGGCCUCUACCGCCUGGGCCAGGCCGGCAUGGGGCGCACCGACUCGGAGGCCGCCUUCCAGGAGUUCCUGAAGCGCAUCCCGUCAGCCACCAACCUCGCCGCAGCCGCCAACGCGUCGUCCGCGGCCGCCGCCGCCGCCGCCGCGGCAGAGGCGGCGCCGGCGCUGCCGAUCAGCACGUCGGGCUCCUUCUCCGGUGCGGCCGAGGCGGCACCGUUGAGCGCUGGCGGCGGCGCGGGCGGCCGCAUGCCCCGCGUGGCGUCCCUCGACCUGCUUGCGAAGCUCGUGAUGCAAGGCGCGUCGGCGGCGCCGCAGACGCUGCCGGUGAAGGGCGAGCCGGGAGCCGCAGAUGCGCCCCUCGCGUCGCGAACGCCCCCCAUCCCCCCGUUCAACGCCGCGCCGCCCUCGGUAGACCCCGCGGCGCUCCACGCGGCGGCCGCGCUGCAGGGCGUCCCGGGCCUCAGCGCCGCCGCAGCCGCCGCCGCCGCCGCCGCCGCCGCGGCCAGCCCACUGGCGCUCGCGGCGGCCGUCAGCCCGACGGCCGCGGCCGCGAUGCAGCUCAACUCCCUCAGCCAGGCGCAGCCGAAGCCGCGCUCCGGCGCCCGCCCCGCGCGCCCGCCCAGCGGCGGCGGCGCCGGCAACGGCAAUGGCGGCAUGACCAGCAGCGGGGGCCAGGGGGGCUGCGACGGCAGCGGCAUGGAGGACAUGACAGGUCUGGACAAGAACGAGGUCCGCCGCAUGCGCCGCAUGCAGUCCAACCGGGAGAGCGCGCGGCGGUCGCGCAAGCGCAAGCAGGAGCACCUGCAGACGCUGGAGCAGCAGCUCGACGACAUGGCGGCCAAGGCGGCCGAGGCCAACGCGCGCGCACAGGAGGCGGAGCGGCGCUGCGCCGACCUGGAGGCCCGCCUUGAGCGCGCGCGGGACGAGCUAGAACGCCUCAGGGGCGGGAACGACAACGGCGAGGCCAACGGCAACGGCAACGGCGCGCCGGAGCAGCGCAACGGCAUCCGCACCUUUGACGAAGGGGCUGAGGGCGGCGCGCCCCCAGGGGCGGCCGCGCCCGCCGCCAAGCGGCAGCGGAAGCAGCAGCAGCCCGUGUCUGCGCUUGCUGGGGAGGGUCUGGACGCGCGCGAGGAUGGCAAGGCGGCGGCCGCAAAGCAAGCAGAGCCGGUUCACAGCAACGGGCGCCGGCGCAGCAGCAGCGAUGACGGCGGCAGCGGAGAUGGUUCGCGUGGUUCAGAAUAA